Messenger RNA from Salarias fasciatus (jewelled blenny), 725 nucleotides. RefSeq names its product cellular retinoic acid-binding protein 1. The transcript is spliced from 4 exons. Bases 132 to 545 code for a protein of 137 amino acids. The record is from RefSeq and is a predicted model, not a curated record. Lineage: Eukaryota; Metazoa; Chordata; Actinopteri; Blenniiformes; Blenniidae. Gene Ontology annotation, molecular function: lipid binding.
GGACAGACGGAGGGAGAGAAUAGACCCUGCAGGGAGACGGCGGAGGAGACAGACGACAGGAGGCUGACGCACAACUCAAACCCAACAACAACAACAACAACGACGACACAACAAGAGCAACAACCAGCACGAUGCCCAACUUUGCAGGAACCUGGAAAAUGAAGAGCAGCGAGAAUUUUGACGAGUUGCUGAAAGCUCUGGGCGUGAACGCCAUGCUGAGGAAGGUCGCGGUGGCGGCGGCCUCCAAGCCCCACGUGGAAAUCCGACAGAACGGCGAGCACUUCUACAUCAAGACGUCGACCACGGUGCGCACCACCGAGGUCAACUUCUGCGUCGGCGAGGAGUUCAACGAGGAGACGGUGGACGGCAGAAAGUGUAAGAGUUUGGCCACUUGGGAGACGGAAAACAAGAUUUACUGCAAACAGACUCUUCUGAGCGGGAACGGCCCGAAGACCUUCUGGAGCCGGGAACUCAGAGGGGACGAGCUCAUCCUGAUCUUUGGCGCCGACGAGGUGGUCUGCACACGGAUCUACGUUCGAGGAUAGCAAACAUCCGCUUCUGUCCACAUUCAAACAUCCUUCAAUAAAUAGUGUAUCAGUUUAAAAAAAAAAAAUACUCAAGUUACAUCGUCAAUGAUCUGAUUGUCAAGCUGCAGUAUCUUAUGUGUAAUUCACAAUUCCUGCUGUGUCGAAUGCUUCUCCUCUUUUUGGUAUAAAUGUUUGUUU